AAAGGCUGCAGUCGUCCUAGAGGAGGUGGAGUCUUAAAUCUUGCGCAGGCGCGUUAGGUCCUGGUCGCUAUGAGGGUUCUUGUGGGUGGAGGAACGGGCUUCAUUGGGACAGCCCUAACCCAGCUGCUGAAGGCCAGGGGCCACAAAGUGACGCUGGUCUCCCGAAAGCCAGGGGCCGGUCGGAUCACGUGGGAUGAGCUCGCCACGUCGGGGCUGCCCCGCUGCGAUGCCGCCGUCAAUCUGGCGGGAGAGAACAUCCUCAACCCUCUCCGCAGGUGGAAUGAAGCCUUCCAAAAAGAGGUUCUCAGCAGCCGCCUGGAGACCACCCAAAUGCUGGCUAGAGCCAUUGCCAAGGCCCCACAAUCCCCCCAGGUCUGGGUCUUAGUCACAGGUGUAGCUUACUACCAGCCCAGCCUGACUGCCGAGUACGAUGAGGACAGCCCAGGAGGGGAUUUUGACUUUUUCUCCAGCCUUGUAACCAAAUGGGAAGCUGCAGCGAGGCUUCCUGGAGAUUCUACACGCCAAGUGGUGGUGCGCUCUGGGGUUGUGCUGGGCCGUGGAGGCGGUGCCAUUGGUCACAUGCUGCUGCCCUUCCGCCUGGGCCUGGGGGGCCCCAUGGGCUCAGGCCACCAGUUCUUCCCCUGGAUUCAUAUCAGAGACCUGGCAGGAAUCCUAGCCCACGCCCUUGAAGCAAGCCACGUGCAAGGGGUCCUGAACGGAGUGGCUCCAGCCUCCUCCACUACCAAUGCUGAGUUUGCCUGGGCCUUGGGCGCAGCCCUGGGCCGCCCAGCCCUCAUCCCUCUCCCCAGCACGGUGGUACAAGCUGUCUUUGGGCGAGAACGUGCCGUCAUGCUGCUGGAGGGCCAGAAGGUAGUCCCAAGGCGGACACUGGCUGCUGGCUACCAGUAUUCCUUCCCAGAGCUGGGGGCCGCCUUGAAGGAAGUCAUAGCCUAGGUGGGGGAGGCUCAAGGAAGGGCCUGAGGCCUGUCCCUCAGCUGGGGCUUCCUAAUGAGAAACUAUGAGCUCAGGUUCUCCUCUGCUUAAAACCUGAAACCAUCUGGUUCUUAGGGAGUCCUCUUUCUUUCUCAUUGUCCCGUUGCCUCACCUUAUUUAACUGAGAGACUGCGCUGUUUCAAGGUUGCAAUCUCAUCAAGUUGGGACCUUAACCUCUUCAACUGCUCCUAAAUAAAUUCCCAAGUUUGGUUUCCCUGCAUGUCCUGUUCCUGGCCCAUUUCUCCUUUUUGCUGUGUAGAGAAUAUUCUGCAGUUUGGGCAAUAAAGA
Lipotes vexillifer (Yangtze River dolphin) is the source of this 1281-nucleotide messenger RNA. It is a transcript of the gene SDR39U1, whose product is annotated as short chain dehydrogenase/reductase family 39U member 1. The transcript is spliced from 6 exons. Lineage: Eukaryota; Metazoa; Chordata; Mammalia; Artiodactyla; Lipotidae. The record is from RefSeq and is a predicted model, not a curated record. The coding region runs from base 70 to 954 and encodes 294 amino acids.